Messenger RNA from Oppiella nova, 2235 nucleotides. The record is from the annotation of a GenBank genome assembly. NCBI's taxonomy places the organism in Eukaryota, Metazoa, Arthropoda, Arachnida, Sarcoptiformes, Oppiidae.
CCAAAGUUUGACCGCUUCUCCUACUCUGUCAAUGUGGACGAAAACGUAACGGGCAUUCCGCUGAUCCAAGUGCUGGCGCUGGACCCGGAUCCGGGCAAAGCCGGGAAAGUUAUUUAUAGGAUUGUGAAGUCUUCGCAUUCAAACGCCUUCCGUAUCGACAAAAACACGGGACGAAUCACAUUGGAGUCGGCGCUCGACUACGAGACCAACAAAUACCAUGAGAUCGUUGUGGAGGCCAGGGAUGAGGCCAAGGAGUCUCAGUUUGCUACUACUGUCGUACAGGUUCACGUCAAUGAUAUCAACGACAAUUCGCCGGAAAUACUGUCAAUGCCUCGCAUUCUUCGAGUUCCUCAGUCUGUGUCGCCAAACAGUGAAGUCAUAUAUACUGUCCAAUCCAUAGACUUAGACAGCGAUCGGAACGGCAAUAAUCAAGUAGUCUAUGCGCUCGAGCCUCAGAGUCACUUCUUCGCCAUCAACGCCAUGACCGGACAGGUGUUCGCCACACAAAAACUCAUACCAAUGACGGAGACGUUGCGAGUGAUCGCCGCCGAUAAGGCCAGCGGUGGCCAUCUGUUCAGUUCCAAAGACUUGCGGAUCGAAGUCUACAAAGACUCCAUCGAAGAGCCCACACCUGUGUUCACUUCAGUGCAAUAUUUCGUGCAAAGCGACACCGCCUUAGAGCCCGGCGCCACUGUACUCACACCGCGGGCUACCGUUCCCAACGGGUCGCCCGUUUGGUACAACAUCUCCAGCGUCAGCGCCGGACAAUUCAACUCCAAAAAGUUCAAUAUAGACCACGACUCCGGACGCAUAUUUACCACCAAUCGACUCGACCCGUCAGACCUUAAGCAAAAUGUCUAUCACUUCAUAGUGUCGGCCCAUAAUAGACGGGAACCGUUGCACUACUCGGAGGCCGGUGUUGUCAUCAGACUCUUAGACAUUAACAUUCGUUGCCCUAAAUUCCCGUUCAGUGAAUACUAUGCGUCCAUUAAGGAGAACUCACCGCCAGAUAUGACUGUUUUGCCGGAUCUACUCAUCGAAGACGUCGACAAAUUCGCCGGACAGCGACUGUCGUAUCAGAUCACUGAAGACAAUUCAAACGACAACUUCUACAUCGAUGUCCGACACGGAGAUAAUAUACCGAUGAAUGUGUCGCUGCGCGUCAAGAAACUCAUUGAUCGCGACUCUAUGGCCAAGUUCUUGCAGGGCAUCCAUACGCUGGCCAUCACUGCCAGCAAUCAGAAGUGUUCGGCCAAUACGAGAGUCAAGAUCUUCGUCGAGGAUGUGAAUGACAACAACCCUGUGUUCAGUCAAAGCGACUUCAUUGUCGAGUUGAAGGAGAACACACCCAUCGGUCAAGUGGUCACCACUUUGGUGGCCACCGAUAAGGAUGAAGUGGACGUCGGAAAGUUGACAUAUCAUGUGAUUGAAGGCAAUGAAGACGAAGUGUUUGAUUUGGAGGAGAAGACAGGCGUCGUGUCGGUGAAGAUAAUCCCCGAUAGGGAGCGAUCGCCGGCUUAUGUGCUGCGAGUGGUGGCCGUCGACGGCGCCAACAACACCGGGUGGGCUAACGUUCACAUCAUAAUCCUGGAUGAGAACGACUGGACCCCCACUUUCCUUAACGAGACAUUCCUGUUGAAUGUGACGGAAGGGCCCACAAGUAUCGGCACGAGAAUGAGACUACCGGUCGUUGACUACGACGACGGCAUCAACAGACAAAUGGAGGUCUAUAUCGUGGACGGAAACUCGAACGGAGAGUUCCGGCUCGACGUCGAUGAGGGCGGACCCCUCCUGACCAUCGUUUCGGAGUUGGAUCGCGAGAAGUAUAACGUGAAAGACUCGGCGCUUCACCUGCUGUUCGUCGCCGCCAAAGACAAGGGAACGCCUCAACGCAUCGGCAAAGCUAUGGUUGCGGUGGUGAUCGAGGACAUCAACGACUCGCCGCCGAAGUUUGAACGCGAUUCCUAUUACCAGUUCAUAUCAGAGGACGCGCCCAUCGGUAUAGUGGUGGCCGAACUCAAGGCCACUGAUGCCGACUCUCCCGCCAACACUAAUCUCGUCUACUCUUUCGCCAGAAAUACUGGAAGUGGUAUGAAAUCAAUGGAUUUUCCCUUUGCGAUCGACCCCCAGACCGGUAUUGUCAACAUUUCGCGACAACUGGACAUCUCUGAGAAUCAACAGUAUGUCAUCACUGUUGAGGCCUUCGAUGGUCUCUGGAAAUCAAUUGUAAGAUAG